CCUCCCGAAUGGUAUUCCGACAACUCAAUCACGCUGUACACAUCAGAAUCAGCAUCUUCCAUUUCCACAACUACGAAAACAGUCGUCUCAUCAUCCGGUAGAGAGAUCCAGUAUGAUAAGUGUAUCAUAGCCACAGGCUCCGAUCCAUUUGUCCCGCCCAUCAAAAACCACAAUGCCAAAGGUUGUUUCGUUUACAGAACCAUUGAUGAUCUGAACAAUAUAAUAAGCUGGAGUAAAAAUGCUAAAAGAGGUGCAGUCAUCGGAGGAGGGUUACUAGGACUUGAAGCCGCCAAAGCAUUGCUGGAUCUGGGGUUAGAAGUAACCAUCAUAGAACGAAACAGCCACUUGUUAUCACGGCAAAUCGACAAUGAGGGUGGUCUAAUGCUCGAAAGCGAAAUCGAGAAAAUAGGUAUCAAGAAAGUUCUCCAGAACAGCCCGCGACAAAUCGAAAUCGACGACACUGGCAAAAUAACUGGCAUAACAUACAGUGACGGUCGCUUUGAUGAAUUCCAAAUCAUUGUCAUUGCUGCUGGCAUUCGACCGCGCGACAGCAUUGCGCGAGCUUCUAAUAUCGAUACUCAUCCACGUGGUGGUAUUCAAGUUGACGAUAGGCUGCAGACAAACGAUCCUCAUGUUUACGCUAUUGGCGAAGUCGCUUUACACCGUGGGGUCGUGUAUGGACUGGUAGCACCUGGUUACGAAAUGGCAGAUAUCGUAGCGGCUAAUUUGACAUCCAAGGCAAGGGAUAGAAAGUUCAAGGGUGGUGACUUGUCAUCCAAGUUAAAACUUUUGGGUGUGCAUGUUGCUAGUUUUGGUAAUUAUUUCGCAAAAGAGGAUGAGGCCAUGCCGUUGACUUAUAAAGAUCCCUUUGGCGCUGUAUAUAAGAAGUACUUGUUUACCAAGGAUGGAAAACAUCUGUUGGGCGGUAUUAUGGUUGGAGAUACAGACGAUUAUGCCAAAUUGCAUGCUUUAUGGAAAAGUAAGAAACCAUUGACGAUGGUUCCGGGAGAGUUAAUUUUGGGAGUCAAGUCGGGGCAGGCACCUGGGAUGGACGAGUUACCAGAUGAAGCUCAGGUUUGUUCGUGCAACAACGUUUCAAAAGGCGAAAUACGUGAAUCAGUUCGAACAGGCAACUGCCGCUCCAUAGGUGAAGUCAAAUCAUGCACAAAAGCGGGUACCGGUUGUGGUGGAUGUCUCCCAGAUGUCCAAGAAAUUUUUGCGGCAGAGAUGAAAGCAUGUGGCCACAAAGUUACCCAAAAUCUCUGUCCACACUUUGAUUAUACGCGUGUUGAACUAUUCCAAAUUAUCAAGAUUAAGCAAUUGAAAAGCUUUAGGGAGAUUAUCGAUACCGCUGGGAAGAAGGGCUCGCAUGGAUGUGAAGUAUGCAAGCCAGCCAUAGCAUCCAUAUUGGCCAGUUUAUGGAACGAUCAUAUACUCGAUCAUGCCAAUUUACAAGAUACGAACGAUAGGUUCCUGGCCAAUAUUCAACGUGGAGGAAGUUAUUCGGUAAUACCGCGCGUGCCGGGUGGUGAGAUUACUCCAGAAAAACUCAUUGUUCUCGGAGAAGUGGCCAAGAAAUACAAUCUGUACACCAAAAUUACCGGCGGACAACGUGUCGACCUCUUCGGGGCUAAUAAGCAAGACCUGCCGGAUAUCUGGGAACAACUGGUUAACUCCGGGUUCGAAUCCGGGCAUGCUUAUGGCAAGGCAUUACGAACAGUUAAAUCGUGUGUGGGAUCGACUUGGUGUCGAUAUGGAAUCGGGGACUCGGUCGGGUUUGCCAUUAAGGUCGAGAACAGAUACAAGGGAAUAAGGUCGCCUCAUAAACUUAAGGGAGGUGUUUCUGGGUGCAUUCGGGAAUGUGCCGAGGCACAAGGAAAAGACUUUGGCAUGAUUGCAACAGACAAAGGAUUCAAUCUGUACGUUUGCGGAAAUGGCGGAGCGAAACCUAAACAUGCAGUACUUUUAGCCAGAGACAUUUCAGAAGAACUGUGUAUAAAGUAUCUGGAUAGAUUUUUGAUGUACUACAUACACACGGCCGAUCGACUCACGCGCACCGCACGAUGGUUAGAGAAACUGGAAGGUGGAAUUGAGUAUCUAAGAAGAGUCGUAAUAGAUGAUUACUUGGGCAUCUGUGCAGAACUAGAAGCGGACAUGGCGCGUCUUAUCAACACGUACCAAUGUGAAUGGGCGACGGUAGUUCGUGAUCCUAAACGACGAGCCGAGUUUCGACAGUUUGUCAAUACAAGCGAAAACCAGACUCUUAUUGAAUUUGUCGACGAGCGCGGUCAAAACCGUCCUGCUGAUUGGCCCAAGGAAUUCCCCAAAACAGAAGAAACUGAACGGAUGGCCGCAAAAAAUGCACCCGUCAAUGGAAAAACAUGGAUGAAGAUUGCUCAUGUUGACUCGUUCCCCGAAGACGCCGGAGAUGUUAUUAAAUACGGAGACGUGCAAAUAGCCAUCUUCAAUAGUCAUAAUAAGACAAAGUGGUAUGCAACUCAAAACAUGUGCCCGCACAAGCGAGCAUUUGUUUUGUCACAGGGAAUUGUUGGAGAUGACGAGAAUGGAGUUUUGAAAGUGAGUUGCCCCAUGCAUAAGAAGAACUUUGCUCUCGAGACGGGAGAUUGUCUGACUGAUGGACCAGACUUGAAAUUGAUGACUUUCGAUGUAAAAAUCGAGAAUGAGCACGUUUGGUUAUUGGUUCCACCGACGGAAGAAUUGGACAAGUUACUUGGUACAAGUAAGUGGAUGGUUAAAAAGCAUCAUGUUAGGAAGGAGAAAAAUAUCAACAUUAUUGAAAGAGUUGGUCAGGAAGUUGCAUGUGGCGGAUGCGGAGAUAGUAAAUUGGAUUGGUGA
Paraglomus occultum is the source of this 2856-nucleotide messenger RNA. The record is from the annotation of a GenBank genome assembly. NCBI's taxonomy places the organism in Eukaryota, Fungi, Glomeromycota, Glomeromycetes, Paraglomerales, Paraglomeraceae.